AUGCGGCAUUGGCAUGUAUCAUUAUUAUCAUUCUGCUGUUUCUUCAUGUUCUUGUUCCUCUUCCUCUUCCUGUUGACACCUUAUGAUGAAAUCUCUGCAUCCAGAACAUCAUCUUUCGAUUUAAUCAACAAAACAUGUACAACAUGUUCCCAUAAAUCCAUUGUCUUCAACUACACCUUCUGCUUGGCGUCUCUCCUGGAAAUUCCAGCCAGCCAUAUGACCAAUCUCCAGGGUCUGGCAAUCGUAGCGACGGAGCUAGCUCUACGAGACGCGACGCGGACGCUCUCGGUCAUUAAAGGGUUACUGAGAAACGAAACGUCGGGACGUCGACAGAUGAAAACGGCUUGCUUGAGGGACUGUGAUCUGCUUUACUCUGAUGGGGUUGUGACACUGGUGGAUAGUGUUGGAGCGUUUUUGGAAGGGCGGUACGGAGAUGCCGGUGCGUGGGUGACGGCGGUCAUGGAAGGGACGACGACGUGCGAGGAAGGGUUUCGAGAUGUGGAUGAAGCGUCGCCAUUGACGGAACGGAAUUAUAGUCUUUUCCAGUUAUGUGAUGUUGCCUUAUGCAUCAUGAACUUGCUUGGUUCGGAUGUAUUAUCUUUUUAAAUCUUUAUUGUU
This is a messenger RNA of Hibiscus syriacus, 618 nucleotides long. RefSeq names its product putative invertase inhibitor. The transcript has a single exon. Gene Ontology annotation, biological process: negative regulation of catalytic activity. Gene Ontology annotation, molecular function: enzyme inhibitor activity. The coding region runs from base 1 to 606 and encodes 201 amino acids. NCBI's taxonomy places the organism in Eukaryota, Viridiplantae, Streptophyta, Magnoliopsida, Malvales, Malvaceae. The record is from RefSeq and is a predicted model, not a curated record.